ACUAUAAAAAACAAAAGAUCCUCCUCGACAAAAUAUAAAAUUAAAUUUUUUUUUUUUUCGGUUAUCGGUUUACAAAAAUGGCAUUAAUACCACGUCCACUUGAUCCAUUGGAACCAUUCGAAAUAAUUGAUAGAUUGGAUUUUUGGGAUCGUUUAAGACAUUGGAGAGCAUUAGAUUAUUUUGAUUCAUUGAUACCAUCAUUUUUUGCACCACUUGUACCAUCACGUAUAUUAUCAGCACCGCCACCAAAAGUUGUACGUUCAAAAUCAAUGACACAUUUACAAGUUGGUCAAGAAAUUGUUAGUAGAGAUGGUUUUGAAAUACAAUUAGAUGUUAUACGUUUUAAACCAAGUGAAAUUGAAGUACGUAUUGUUGAAGAUUGUAUUGUUGUUGAAGGUAAACAAGAAGAGAAAUGGGAUAGUAAAACAACAACAAAAUCAUUUGAAAAUCGUUAUUCAUUACCAAUUGGUUAUGAUCCAUGGCAAGUAACAGCAACAUGUCAUAAUGGUAUAUUAACAAUAAGAGCACCACCACCAACACGUUCAAUAAUUAAAUGUCAUAGACGUUUUAUACCAAUUAAACAUAUUUAAAUAUGAAAAGGAGAACACUAUGAAAAAAAAAAAAAAAAUUAUAUAGAGAAACCAAAAAAAAAAAAAAAUAAAAUUUUUAAUUAAAAUUGAAUUUUAGUGAAAAAUUUUAUUCCUAUACAAUAAAAAUAAAAAUAUACUAAAAAAAUAAUAUUUAUUAAAUUAAAAAAUUUACAAAAAAAAAGAAAUUUAUCUCAAAUUUUUGCAACACUAAUUGGAAACAAAGAAUUUUUUUUUGUAUUUAAUUUACGAAAAAUCACAUAAAAUUCGAACAAGUAUUCGAAAUUUUUUUAAAUAUGGAUUUUCUAUUUUCGACCAAUUUUAAAAGUUAUUGGUCCUUUAAAAAUUUUUUUUUCUCGAAAUUGAAUGGUUUUUCUUAUGCAAUUCACAAUAUUUCUUAUAUACAAGAAGAAUAACAAAAAUGGAAUCAAGAUUAAUCCGACGAAAAAACUAGUCUCAUCAAAUUUUUAGGCAACAAGACAAAGAAGACAUGAGGAACAAGUAUAGAAAAGGACGAACAAGCAGAAGAAAGAAUUACAAUCAAAAGGAUAUUUUUUAAAAAUUAUGAAUUUUGUAGAUUUUUUUUUGCACAAAAAUUAUUAAAAAAAAAAAAAACUAAAAAGUGAUUUUUAAAUAGAAAACAAAAACAAAAAAUGGAUAACAUGUUUUAAAUUAAAACUUUAGAAUAAUUGAAAACAAAGGACUUUGAAUUUUGAAAGCAAAAAAAAAAAAUUUCAUUUGAAAUUUAAGAUUUUUUUUUUUUGGUUGUUGUUGUUGUUGUUGUGUUCAUUGCCCCCACUCCCACCUUAAUUUCUAAUCACAAAUUUUAACUAUAUUUCUGUUCUGCUUUUUAAUUUUUUUUUUUAUACAUAUUAAGUUUGAA
Molecule: messenger RNA, 1470 nt
Organism: Condylostylus longicornis
Lineage: Eukaryota; Metazoa; Arthropoda; Insecta; Diptera; Dolichopodidae
Product: heat shock protein 26-like
Exons: 1
Coding region: 78-590 (170 amino acids)
Biological process (GO): protein refolding; response to heat
Molecular function (GO): protein folding chaperone
Source: RefSeq, a predicted model, not a curated record